Messenger RNA from Anastrepha obliqua, 3839 nucleotides. RefSeq lists its product as uncharacterized. Gene Ontology annotation, cellular component: cytoplasm. The transcript has 8 exons. Lineage: Eukaryota; Metazoa; Arthropoda; Insecta; Diptera; Tephritidae. The record is from RefSeq and is a predicted model, not a curated record. Gene Ontology annotation, biological process: axon guidance. The coding region runs from base 626 to 2932 and encodes 768 amino acids. Gene Ontology annotation, molecular function: guanyl-nucleotide exchange factor activity.
UGAAGGAAAAUAUUAUAUAUAGCAAAAUCUUUGCUGAGUUCGAAGCGACAACUGCAAUUCUUUUCACAGCAGUUCAAAUUCACAAGCGCAAGUGAAUAAACGUCGCAUGAACAGACGGGCAAAACAGAGUGAGAUGAUGCGGUAGAAUCGUGAGAUAUAUCGAGACAAAUGUGAAUGUAGUGAGGGGGCGGUGUAGUGUGAAGGGAAAAUCUGAGUGCGCAACGUGGCGAAAUUUCAAGCAGCAACAAUAAAUGAGGAGAAACAUAAACAAAAAGCUGACGAAUGAAAUUAAUCAAAAACAAUUUUAGAAAAUAGAGAAAUAGUGCGAGGGCGCACUAUACCAGCAGUGUACAUAUGUAGGUAUGCAUGCACGUGAGUGAGCGCUACACAGAAAUACAUGAAAAAAAUAUUGAAAGAGAAUAGAGAGCUAAAGUCAGCGUGAUCAACAGUAAGCACACUCAAGAGAGAGUGCAGAAGGCGAGCAAAUAGCUUCCGUUAGUGAUUUCAGCCGAGUGUGCUUGUGGGUGGUACGUUAAAACCCUUAUCACACUCCGUUCCAUUUGAAUUUUGCGCUGUCUUGCCAAUUAACCCACUAUCGUUACAAAACCACUCAAGCUACUUGCACAUGGCGGACGAGAGCAGCACCGAUAGUCCGCGUCCAUUUCGACGCGAACGCAAUCUCAGUAAUCGCAAUUUCGCUAAGCGACGCUCUACGCGACGUAUCAGCGUUGAGAGUCACAGCUCAGUGGAGUCGUUUAAUCUGAGUGCAGCUGAGAGGAACAACACUGCCAGCGAGGCGAGCUCAGCGCAUGAGAGCAACUCCAGUGCGAGACACAAUCACAGUACGGCGAGUAGCAGCGGCAGUAGUGGUUCACAUUCGUUCAGCGUCGCUAGUAGCCAACUGCAGUAUUCAUAUUCGGUACAAUCGGACACGGAAAGUGCUUUUCAACGCGUUUCUACGCGUAGAAUGAUACCACCACCAUUGCCCGUAACUGGGCCUCCCCACAGUGACGAUGAGCAGGCAACGAACCAUGAUGGCGGUGCAGAAGAUGGCGCUGCACAGCCAACGACACCCACAGAUCCAGCUUUGUUGGGUGUACGACAGAAAGUGCAUCGCUUCGAGACGUUGACAGCUGAGCAGCGUAUUUUGUUCAAAACGGGACGUCAUCAAUUACGUAAGCAACAGUACAACACACAUGGGGAGACAGUUGAAGUGACAACAUCGCCUGGCUUAUGGCGAGUCUUUCCGCCUGUGCUCCGACGGCCGACACCCGAAGCGGAUAGUUCGGCGGCAAGUCGCAUCUCGACAACCAGCUCUUUUCACACCUCCAUCGAUGAGGAACGUUCAGUGGACGAUGUGGAUGAUUUCUCCGACUAUGCAGAGGAUGCGCAUGCUGCGCGCGCAGAGGACGACAGUAUUGGCGUUGUGGCGGAAAACCUCGUGCCGGAGGAGGCGCAUGAAUUACGCGAGGAUGUGGUGCCGUCCCCCUUGCCUGGCUAUGAGCAGCCCAAUGAGGGUGAUCAGCUAGUAACGACGCAUGCUGUUGAAUCGGAAAUAGAUGAUUUGGGCAAAGUGGAAAAUGUGCGUCGCGCUGUGAGCCAUGAAUAUGCGACCACAAUGCCGAAGAGUCGGAAGAAGACGCACGCAGUAGAAGAGGACAAAAGUGCAAACAAAGCGGGUGUAGAUUUUCCGAGAAACUAUCGUUCGUCGCCCCGUCCGAAGACUGAAAUUAUUGGUACCAAAAAUCAAGCGAUUAUUGAUAAAUGCAAAUCCCUCUACCAGCCGAGUGACGAGGUGGAAGAGGAAGCCGAGGCUGAGCUGCGUGAUAAGAGUUCCCAGCAUAUAAAACCGAUUCUGGAUGAGCUCAUUAAAACGGAAGAAACCUACGUAGAAAAUCUUCGCAUCGGCCUGGAGAAUUAUGGAAAUAUAUUCACGCGCAAAGACUUGCCAAUUGGGCUGCUUGGCAAGAAAUAUGUACUGCUCGGCAAUAUAGGCCAGAUCUAUGAAUUUCAUUUGGAGCAUUUUUUGCCAAUGCUACAAGCAAAUCGAAGAGAUCUGAAGCGAAUAUUUGAUGAAUUUCAGCAUUACAUAGAACAAAAUUUCUUCUACUGCUACGUCAUAUUCACAAUGAAUAAGCAGCGUUCGCUCAAAUUAUGUGAUACUUAUAAAAAUUAUUUUAAGCGGAUACAAAAUGAACUGGACGAUAAGCUGGGCAUAAAUAGCUUCCUGGUACAGCCCAUACAACGAAUGGCUCGAUAUCCGCUGCUGCUGCAACAGUUUAUCACGACGCUUUUCAAACAUCGCGACUUUCAAAUCAAGCCACUGCUUGAGUCCUGCUGUCGUUUGGAGAAGAAAAUGCGCACGCUGCUCACCACCACCAAUGAAUCCGAAGUCAUUAACGACAUAGUCGAGUGUAAUGAGUUCAAUGUCUUCCAUCAAGGCAAAUUUCGCAAGGUGAGCGAAUUCUCUGUGAUCGAUCACACGCUCAGACGUACCUAUCGCGGCAAAGUCUUCAUCUUCGACAAAUGCAUCAUCUAUACUGAAAUCAAAGGCAAACAUCUGAUUUUUCACGGCCGCUAUCCAUACGAACACAUCGGCAUUGUUUCGAAGGCGAAACAUUUUACACUCUUCUACGAGCGUCGCAAACAGCAGGAAUGUGAUUUCGUUUCCGAGCCACCGGUUAUCGAGGCGUGGCUAGAGCUGAUACGCGAAAUGAUUAGUGCAUACAUAAUGGAGGAGCGGCAAAAGCUACAGGAUCGUUAUGCGCGCGAAGGCGACCAACAGUACAGGAAGCCAGUCAGCUUGUCACUGUUUCGUGACUCGAAUCGCUUUAGCUCGGAUAGUGGCAUAGGCAAUAUUUGGGUAUUGCCCAAGCCGGAAGCGGAGUCGGAGGCGGCGAAUAAUCGAACGACGUGGUAUGCGGUGAAUUGAGGGAGAGCGCACGAUGUAUGCUCAUAGUAUAUAAGAGAAGGAGAAUAUGUAGGUAGGGGAGCUUGUUUACGGACGAUUAGAACGAUUAACUGUUCUAUUAAAUUCAAGAAUGUCCCAAAUGAAAGUGUUAGAAAUAUCACUCUAUUGAACGUCAUCUAAAAAUUUUCACUUUAUGUGGCAUCAGAAUUGGAGUUUGGAUGAUGGGGUUCGAGUUGGAAUGCAGAGUGGCCAUAUUUAUCUACAUAUUUACAUACAUAAAUUAACGAAGCGCUUUCAAAGUCGUUGUGCGUUACAAGGGGUUGCUCAACAAUUCGUAAGAAAAUAAUAACACCACUCAAAAUUAAUCUAAUCUGGCAACACGAUAUUUGCAAUUUGACAGGGCAAUGCAACAAUUGCAUGCAGAUACUUGUAUUUGGUAGCAUAAUUUGCAAAUAUCAGAAUUUGUGAACUGCCUUAAUGCUCUUAAAGGUAAAACCUGUACGAAAAAAAUAUUUGUUUUUGGUUUUUUUUUUUUUUAAUUAAUUUAAAUUUUUAUAAAUUCCGAUGUGGAUGUUUUAGCAUUUCGGUUUGUAAACUUAAAGCAAAGCUCAAUAAUUCGUUUAGUUUAGUAAAUUUUAAAAACACAAAUUUAUAAUAAAAUGCCAAAAAAUAUUUAAUUUUAUUUAAGUAUUGAUUUUAUAGUAUUUUGUAGUUAAGAUGACGAAAAAAUUGUUGUAGUCACAAAUAAUGUUUAUAUGUACACCUUUUAUAUGUAUGCACGAAGUUGAAAAAUGUUAAGUACCUAUACGAGUAUAUUUGUAAUUAUUAUAUUUAAUACAAUUAUGUGUAAAAUAAUAGCAGUGACAUAUGGGCGAACUUUCAAUUGAAGAAAGAAAUAAAUAAAAAUUUUUUGUUUGUAUUCCAUUUU